Amoebophrya sp. A120 is the source of this 4782-nucleotide messenger RNA. NCBI's taxonomy places the organism in Eukaryota, Dinophyceae, Syndiniales, Amoebophryaceae. The record is from the annotation of a GenBank genome assembly.
CUUCAGAGACAGAUCCGCUCCUACAGAGAAUUGCACUUCCCUCCUUUCCUCCUCCUCCCUUCCGAAUGAGACUCGGUCGCAAAGAAGUGGCUCGGAAGAGAUGUGUCCCUACUUUUUGUUUGCUGCACACUUUGUCGGUUUUCUGCACACAAAUAACUCAUUUUUCGCGUACGCAAUGCUUCAUAAGUUCUCAGUAGCGACAGCCAACGAAAAAAGAUAAAACUGAACAACAUAGGUUUUGGAUGAAGCUAUCAAGAACAGAGCUGGUGAAGAAGCACUGAGCUCAGUAAACCGCAAGGAAGUAGAUACAAAAACAAAAGAAGGGUUCGUCUUCGCACUUUUCCUCCCUCCCGGAUAACAAGACAGAAAUUUCUCUCUCGCUUGUUCCUCUUACUUCCAACAUGGACGCUGUGAUCCCUUCCGGCGCGCAGGUGCGCGUGGGCUACAUGGGCUGUCCGGGCUCGGCGACGGAGGACGCAAUUCUGGAGCUGUUUGAGGAUGCCGUGGUGCCGGAGUCCGCGCCCGCAGGCUACGCCGACUUGUUUGAGAAGCUGCUGCGGGGCAGCGGGCGCACGGGCAGCAUCGACUACGCCCUGAUUCCCAUCGCCUCCACCCGCGGUGGCGCCCACAAGAACUGCGAAGCCGUGGUCCGGGUGCACUGCGACAAGCUGGUCCUGAUUCCCGUGUCGCUGGUGCUUCCGGUGCAGCACCACUUGCUUGUCCAUCCGGAUUUCUUCAAGGAGGGCAACACGAGCGCCAAGGAGCUCCGCAUCAUCCGGUCGCACGCCCACGCGCUGGAGCACUGCCGCGACUUUCUGGAGUCCCUGAGCGGCGAGGGGGCUGAAGAUGUUGGUGCGAAGCGGGCGAAACCCGUGCUCCAGGAAGCCACCUGGACGACCGCCGCAGCGGCCAUGCGGAUCUCCGAGGAGCACGACGCCACCGCGGGGGCGAUUGCCGGCACUCGUGCUGCCGAGAUUUACGGGUUGAAAGUCCUCCAGCACGACUGCCACAAGGCGCACUCCGCCCGGGCGGAAGAAAAUGUAGUUGGGGAGGCGAGUUGUGCGGAGAAGGGUUUUGGGAAGGAGAACGCCGUCCGCUUUCUGCUCGUGAAGAAGAAGGGUAAAAAGAAGCUCGGGAAGGACGAGAUUCUGCUGACGAGUCGUUUGAUCCAGGAGAUGGCGAGCGCCGCCUUGGCGUCGCAAAAGUGCUCCUCCGGGUUUCCCGCCCACCAGUCCGCCGAGGGCAAGCAAAUUUUGAAAGCGGAGCUGGAACUGUGUGCGCAGGCUAAGUUGCUUGGCCCAACGUCGCACGAACAGCCGGGGGCUUCCGGCGAUGAAGACCAGGACGCGCAAAUGGAAGAUAGCAGCAUUCCCCGCCUGACGAGCAACGUCAGCGGCAAGCUUUCGCGCAACGGAAGCGCGAUCGGAAGUGUGGUGGGCGACACGAAUGUGGACCCCGCGGUCCAGGUGGUCUGCGACCUGAUCAUCGAACGCCUGCGCAUUGUCAAGCUGAUUGCGCGGUGCAAGUUCGUGCAGAGCAAAAUAACCAACAAGGCCACGACGGUUGUGACCACCAAGUCUUGCUACGUGCCGGAGGUGGAGGUGGCCAACCUGAGCAAAAUCGAGGUGCUGGCGCAGGAGAUCAACCUGGUGCCGGCGGCCUACAUGGUGGUGCAGCAGGUGCAGAUGGACGCCGCCAAGUUGCUGCAGGAGUUUUUGUUCGAGCGGUGGCAGCGCGGGGAGGACCUGGCUGACAAAGCCUUGCUCGCGGACGGGGACGUCGAGGCGGACCAGCAGCUGCCGGUGCACCGCGCGAAACUGCAGGGGCUGGACGCCGAGUUGUGCGGGAAGAUCGCGCGCGCCGUGCCGGUGCUUUUGUGCACCUCGGCAGACGCGAUUGCGCGCGUGCUGGACCAGGGUGUGGCGGAGGUGUGCGGCGUCCGCAGCGACGAGUACGAGGUGGCCACCGACGACAGCAAGGGCAAGAUCGAGGCGGACGCGGUGUGGAUUGUAAAAAUGUCUGGGUCUGGAAGAGUGAUGCUGUUUUUGCAUGACACAAAAGGUCUGGCAUGGAAGCUUUAGCAUCACAGGUUUCGAGAAGCUUCCGCAAUGCCGAAUCCGCAUGACAAAUCCCCCAUUUUGGUGAGAGAAAGUGGGCAACUUUUGCUUCCUAUACAUGAGAGAUUUUUCUGUGUUCGGAGAUGCGCAUCACAAGUUUGUAUUCUUCCAGACCCAGACAUUUUCGCAUUUGAUACGCGGUGCUGCGGUACGACCGCAUGCUCGCGCAGGCGUUGCACGCGCUCGCGGCCUAUCAAAUGCAAAAAUGUCUGGGUCUGGAAGGAUGUAACCUGUGAUGCGCAUUUCAGAACACACAAAAAUCUCUCAUGCAUAGGUAGCAAAAGCUGCCCACUUUCUGUCACCAAAAUGGGGGAUUUGUCAUGCGGGUUCGGCAUUGCGGAAGCUUCUCGAAACCUGUGAUGCUAGAGCUUCCAUGUCAGACCUUCUUUGUCAUGCAGAAACAGCAUGACUCUUCCAGACCCAGACACUUUUACAUUUGAUACGGCCCAGCAGCACAUCUUCUCGCAGCAGCCCGGUCUGGUGCUGGGCGCCGUGCUUGGCGGAGCGGCGGGCAGUGCUGGUGGUUGUACUACUGUUCCGAAACCGCUCUUGUCCUGCACGACGGGGACAACGGCUUCCUCCUCCAACAACACGAUCAACCUGCUGGCGGGCGUCGACAAGUCGGACGUCGAAACGCUGUCGCACAAACGCGGCCGCUCGGACAAGGCGGAGGAGCUGCAGGCCGCCAGCAAGAAAACGCGGGUGGAGGACGGGCAGCCGGUAGUUCCUGCGGGAGAGAAGAAGAAAAGGGUCGCGGCGAGCAGCACGUUGCCGUCUCCGCUGGAGAUGUGCAACCUGAUCCGGGUGUCGGCGGACGUGAAGCAGAACGUGAUCGAGGCCGCGCGGACCCAGUGCCGCGCUAUUCUCCACGACGUGAACGACCCGCGGCUCGUCGUCAUCGUCGGGCCCUGCAGCAUCCACGAUUUACAGGUGGCGCACGAGUACGCGCAGUUUUUGUCGCAGCAGCAGCUGAAGUACCAAAAUGAACUGCUGCUGAUCAUGCGGGUGUACUUUGAGAAGCCAAGGUCGACGGUCGGUUGGAAGGGGUUUUUGAAUGACCCCGACCUGGACAACAGCUGUGACAUCGCCAAGGGGCUGCGCCAGAGCCGCCAGCUGCUCGCCGACAUCGCCUCGAAGUACAAGCUGCCGUGCGCGACGGAGUUCCUGGACCCGACGGUGGCGCCCUACCUGUGCGACCUGAUCUCCUGGGGCGCCAUCGGGGCGCGCACCACGGAGUCGCAGAUCCACCGGGAGAUGGUGUCAAAUUUGCCCUGUCCCAUGGGCUUCAAGAACGGCACCAGCGGGGAUGUGCAGGUGGCCGUGGAUGCGGUGGUGGCGGGACGCAAGGACUACCAGCUGGUCGGCCUGUCCGCGAUUUCCCAGUUGCAGACCGAGAAGUUCUUGUCGCAGCAGCAGCCGUUGUCCCACUCGAGGACGGGGAAUAACAACAAUAAUACCACCUCCGGUUCCACCUCCGAAGACGACAGCUGCAACAGCCCGACCAAGUACAGCAUCAUCCGGACGCCUGGCAACCCGGAUGCGCACGUGGUUCUGCGCGGGGGCAAGGCCACCGGCCCAAACUACGAGAAGAAGUUCGUGGAGGAGGUGAUCACGCUCAGCAAAAAGGCGUCGGAUCUGCUGCCGAAGAAGGUUGUCAUCGACGCAUCGCACGGCAACAGCAACAAGAACUACAAGAACCAGUCCAAAGUGUUGAAGAACAUCUGCGAACAACUGGCGGAGUCCGCCAGUGCGGGUUGUACUUCUAGCGCUGAUGAACAGAAAAAUUCUACUCCUGCUUACCAAAUUCUGGGCGUCAUGAUCGAGAGCAACCUGGUGGCCGGAAACCAAAAAGUGAACGCCUGUCCCUUCGAGUACGGCAAAAGUGUGACGGAUGAAUGCGUGGACCUGGAGGAAACCAAGACCAUGCUGCACGAUCUGGCGGAAGCGGUUCGGAAAGUGCAGCAGAACAAGAAAUAAUGUGUACUUAGUCGAAAUUCGUGUAGUACGCGAAAGGUCCUUCUCGUAGCGGUAAAAUGUGAUUCGGGGGCCCGGAGAAGCGACACCUGACGUCGAUUUGACUUCUACGUAGUACCCAUUUGUGGGCUCAACGGGGCUACGUGAAUCAUCGACAACGCAAUUCUGAAUGAUGCGCCGGCUGUUUGAUAGGCAUUUCAGUUUUGCCGCACCAAGAAGGAGGGAAAAAAUCCGUGCGUGUUGAAGCAAAAUAAUGCUAGUAGCGACAAACAAUUCAUUUCGGCAAGCAAAAAGAGAAUAUAAGCACUUCGAACGAAGCAUUUAUUGCGUGACCUAUACACAAAGUAGAUCUUUCGCGCACCUCUUGACCUUUUGACCAUUCAUAGUUACCGAGACAAACCACGGCAGGAUGCACGAAGGCACAAUUACAACUUCAUUUUUUCAAUUGAUACCGAGCGAUGAUUUUUACCCCAGCAGAAGACACAGAAAGCUACAUUAUGUGCAAGAAGUCAUUUGGAUACGGAUACCACGAAUAUCGAAGCGUUUUCAUGACAGUCUUUGGCAUGAUCAGGACUCCUGGCAUAUUCACGGUGUUGAAGAGAAAAAGAAAGUGGAUGCGGAGAGGCACCCGACUAAUCCGUACGCUCAUUUUCAUUUUCUUUGAACCCAGGCUCAUAUUAGCGAAAGAUUG